Messenger RNA from Neopelma chrysocephalum (saffron-crested tyrant-manakin), 2630 nucleotides. It is a transcript of the gene PPP6R2, whose product is annotated as protein phosphatase 6 regulatory subunit 2. Gene Ontology annotation, molecular function: protein phosphatase regulator activity; protein phosphatase binding. The transcript is spliced from 17 exons. Gene Ontology annotation, cellular component: nucleus; cytosol. The annotation marks the transcript as partial. NCBI's taxonomy places the organism in Eukaryota, Metazoa, Chordata, Aves, Passeriformes, Pipridae. The record is from RefSeq and is a predicted model, not a curated record.
GUCCGUGUCAUUCUUACCCUGCUGUGUCACCCCACAGGCAGGAAUGUGUGGAGCAGCUCCUGAGGAACAUGUUUGAUGGGGAGCAGACGGAGAAUUGCAUCGUCAAUGGCACCCAGGUCCUGCUGACCCUGCUGGAGACGCGGCGCUCCGGGGUGGAAGGACUGAUGGACUCGUACACUCAGGGAUUCGAAAGGUCUUACACUGUCAACAGCAGCAUCCUGCACGGGAUCCAACCUCGGCUCAAGGACUUCCACCAGCUGCUGCUCAGCCCACCCAAGAAAUCCGCAAUCCUGACCACGAUCGGGGUGCUGGAGGAGCCGCUGGGGAACGCGCGGCUCCACGGCUCCCGGCUCAUCGCGGCGCUGCUGCACACCAACACUCCCAGUAUUAAUCAGGAACUAUGCAGACUCAGUACCAUGGAUUUAUUACUUGACUUAUUUUUUAAAUACACGUGGAAUAACUUCUUGCAUUUCCAAGUGGAACUGUCCAUAGCAGCUAUCCUGUCCCACUCUGUGCAAGAGGGAAAGCCCCCCACGGGUGAGCAGGAGAGCAAAGAGGAGGCUCCCAACGGGAACGCGGCGCACGUGGAGCCUCCGGCCAACAGCCCCGAGAACCUCAUGGUCACCCACCUGUUCCAGAAGUGCUGCCUGGUGCAGAGGAUACUGGAUGCCUGGGAAGCCAAUGACAAAAUCCAGGCAGAAGGAGGGAUGAGGAGGGGGAACAUGGGCCACCUGACCCGCAUCGCCAACGCCGUGGUGCACAACAUGGAGAAGGGCCCCAUGCAGGCCCAGAUCAGCGACUUCAUCAAAGAGCUGCCCGAGGACUGCCGGGGGAGGUGGGAGAGCUUCGUGGAGGAGACGCUGACGGAGACGAACCGGAGGAACACGGUGGAUUUGGUGAGCACCCACCACCUGCACUCCUCCAGUGAGGACGAGGACAUCGAAAGUGCUUUUCCCAAUGAACUCACCCUCCAGCAGGCCUUCUCCGAGUACCAGAUCCAGCAGAUGACGGCCAACUUCGUGGAUCAGUUCGGCUUCAACGACGAGGAGUUUGCAGACCAGGACGACAACAUCAAUGCUCCCUUCGACAGGAUCGCCGAGAUCAACUUCAACAUCGACGCCGAUGACGACAGCCCCAAUGCCUCCCUGUUUGAGGCCUGUUGCAACGAGCGGAUCCAGCAGUUCGACGACAACGAGGAGGAGGAGGACAUCUGGGAGGAGAAGGAGAUCAGCUACGCAACCCAGGUCAAAUCAAGAACACGGUUUGGAGCGUCACAGACCUCGGAGGGCUCGUCCAAGAGCGACCUGGAGAACGGAGACCACGACGGGAGCGUGGACUCGGAGGAGGAGGAGGAGCCCGAGCAGCAGCCGCCUCCCCCCUCAGCAAACAGCCCCAAGAGCAGCAUUUCGGAGCAGAAGGAGUCCUCUGACACCUCUGAAGGGGCUGGCUGGACGGCGGUGUUCGAGCCCGUGAGCUCCAAGCCCCCCGUGCCCUGCGUGGCCAUGGACGUGGGCUCCAGCGUGUGGGACUCGGCCGCCCCGCAGAGCUCCGCACCCGAGGAGAAGGGAUGGGCCAAGUUCACUGACUUCCAGCCCUUCUGCUGCUCAGAGUCAGGCCCCCGCUGCAGCUCCCCCGUGGACACGGAAAGCGGCGACUCCGACGGGACCCCGAAGCAGGGCCAGGACAAGAACUUCAGCCCCGGCUCCCCCUGCGUGUGGAACGUGUGUGUGACACGGAAGGCGCCGCUGGUGGCCUCGGACAGCAGCUCCUCGGGCGGCUCCGACAGCGACGACGACGACAAUGACAACAAGGCCGAGCCCGGCACGGCCCCCACGGGCACGGCCCCGGGGCAGCAGGGCAGCCAGGAGGCCAGGAAGGACAUCUCCAGGUGGGAAGGGAUCUCCAGCGACGCCGACGCCGUGGUGGUGGAGAAAAUGGCCAUCGCCGACCUGGGGUCACCCAAGGCCCCCAAAGCCCUGAACAACGUGGCCCCACACUCGGAGGGGCACCAGAAAGUGGCCACUGUCGUCACAACCGUCACGGAAACGGCCACGAAAGACAGGAAAGAAGAGGCCUUGCCCUGCGCCGAAGCCACGUUGAACGGCCCCGCUUGAUGCCGCCGCUGCCACGGGACGUGUGUGACCCAGGCCAGGCUGCUCCUGGUGAUGCAAUUUGUCAAUUCUUAUUAUUUUUUUUUUCCAUUUUAAUUUUAUUUUUUAAUAAAUGCUGCAUUGAUGAGAGCGAGCUGGCAUUGAGGACCAGACACGCAGUUCCAACACCAACAGUCUGUCCGGAGAGACACUUUGCAUUGUCCAAAUGUAGCAUUGAGCAGUUUAGUCCUCACAGGAAUGACGGGCUCUUCCCAAGCAAAGCCUUCUGCCUGAUUUGAGUUGUCCCCUUUCCCCGUCUCCCUCGUUUUUUGUUUUGUAUUUGGGGUUCAAGUCCUAUUUUCCGAGUGUUAUUGCACACAGUAUUCAGCUUCUCUUGGGAAAGGUAGCAGGUCUAACGCCGGGACGGGGACAGUGCACAAGAGUCCCGCAGUCGUGUGACCAAAGUUCCUGAUGGAGCUGUCCUCGGGCAGCCUUUGCACCGCUUUUGUAUAGCAAUAAAGCCUUAUCAGAAACAUUUCA